Prorocentrum cordatum is the source of this 1004-nucleotide messenger RNA. The record is from the annotation of a GenBank genome assembly. Lineage: Eukaryota; Dinophyceae; Prorocentrales; Prorocentraceae.
AUUUUGUGAGUAGCGAUUUGGGCUCACGCCAAUGUUGCUCAAAGGAGGCAUUCGUCUCACUGCGUAAAGAAACUCGCUUCCAGCAUGUUCACCAUCCAUUCUAUAUAUACACAUAUUACGUAUCAUCCUUUCGUGCUCGCCAUGGGCAGCGAGUGCAGCUCGCUCACCAAUGCAGCUGGAACAUCUUACCGUGCAGGCCCCUGGGGCCAAGGUGCUCAUCAACCAGACGACCAAUCAUAAGCUGGGCGUGGUUUUGUCGUACCGCGGGGGCGGCGUCACGAUCAAGAGGGUGAUGAUCAGCGGCCUCGCUGAUCAAUGGAAUCGGGACCACCCCGAGCUGGCAGUGAACUCUGGUGACCAUAUUGCCGAGGUGAGGUGAAUGGCAUUCGAAACGGCGAGGGCAUUCGCAACGAGCUCAGACAGAAGAAGGUGCUUGAGCUGGUGAUCACCCGUAGCGGGAAGCACCACGGCCAGAGCUCGCCAGAACGGCCCGCCCGCCCAGUAUCGACGUUGAUUCCGGGUAUGUGCUUGAACGCAUCCGUUCGUGAUGGGGAUGUUGAAGCUGCGCUUGAGAAGGCGCUCAACGAAACUGUCAACGCUAGACCUGCUUUGGCAGAGGCAGCCGAGUGCUUUGACACGAUCACGACCUUCAAGACUCGCUGGGACGUGGCCAAGCGUCCACUGAACAUUGCUCUCAAGUUGUACCCCGUCAAGUCUUUGCCGCUGCUGGGCAGAAUGACCAGCGAUCCUGAUUACAGGGUUCGUCUCACCACGACGAACACGUGGGUCAAAGCUGCACGCGCUCUCCGCAAAAGAGAUUUACCCACCGGUCGUUGAAAGUAGGUAUUUUUGGAUUCCCAGAUCCCAAUCUACUUUAAGCGCCUUCCUAUUUCAAGAAUCUAUAUUUUUUGUUUUUUUUGGGGGCGGGCGCAAACCUAAUCUACUUCUAGGGUUUGGUUGUCACUUCCCUGGGCGACGCUGGUCGCUCGGCCCCUCGGCUGGCC